This is a messenger RNA of Marmota monax (woodchuck), 2595 nucleotides long. RefSeq names its product astacin like metalloendopeptidase (gene Astl). Gene Ontology annotation, molecular function: metalloendopeptidase activity; zinc ion binding. Gene Ontology annotation, biological process: proteolysis. Bases 1 to 1278 code for a protein of 425 amino acids. The record is from RefSeq and is a predicted model, not a curated record. The transcript has 9 exons. Lineage: Eukaryota; Metazoa; Chordata; Mammalia; Rodentia; Sciuridae.
AUGGCAGGCCUCUGGCUUUGGGGGCUGGCUCUGCUGGCCUUGCCAGGUUGGAUCCUUGGAGCAUCCUUAGCCUUCAGAUGUCCAGGAGCCUGUGACACUGGGGUCCCAGAAGGCCUCACCUCUGAAGGGACCCAGGUGUCCUGGGACAAGGACAUCCCUGCGAUUAACCAAGGGCUCAUCCCGGAGGAGACCCCAGACAGCAGCUUCCUGGUGGAGGGGGACAUCAUCCGGCCGAGUCCCUUUCGACUAUUGUCAGUGACCAGCAACAAGUGGCCCAAGAGUGCCAGCGGUGCUGUGGAGGUCCCCUUCCUGCUCUCCAGCAAGUAUGAUGAGCCCAGCCGCCAGGUCAUCCUGGAGGCGCUGGAGGAGUUCGAACGUGUCACCUGCAUCAGGUUUGUCACCUACCAGGGCCAGAGAGACUUCAUCUCCAUCAUCCCCAUGUCGGGGUGCUUCUCGGGCGUGGGGCGCAGCGGAGGGAUGCAGGUGGUGUCCCUGGCGCCCGCCUGUCUCCGGAGGGGCCGGGGGAUCGUCCUGCAUGAGCUCAUGCACGUGCUGGGCUUCUGGCAUGAACACUCACGGGCCGACCGGGAUAACUACAUCCGCAUCAACUGGAACGAGAUCCUGCCGGGCUUUGAAAUCAACUUCAUCAAAUCUCGGAGCAGCAACAUGCUGGCGCCCUAUGACUACUCGUCAGUGCUGCACUACGGGAGGCUUGCCUUCAGCCGGCGUGGGCAGCCUACCAUCACACCACUCUGGGCCCCCAGUGUCCACAUUGGCCAGCGAUGGAACCUCAGUGCCUCGGAUAUCACACGAGUCCGCAGGCUCUAUGACUGCAGCCCAAGUGUCCCCGAGUCCCACGGGAGAGGGUUCCAGGAGGACAGCGAUGGUCGGAGUCCUACCCCUGACUCCAGGCCACACCUGCAAAGACUUCUGGAGGCACUGUUGGUAGGACCCAGGAGCCCUGAUACCCACGGCCCGAGGCCUGGAGGACAGCGUGUAGCUGCCGGGUCUGUGGAGAGCCCACACAGUGGGCAGCUCCCUGCCUGGAGGCAGCUCCGUGUGGAGGCCUUGGCGAGACCCCCUCAGACUCUGGCUGCUUCCCCAGGCCCCGCAGCAGGAGUGCCUGGCAUUGCUCUAGAGCAGCCCUGGCUGGCCCCAGAGGCCACCGUACACCCACUCCCAGAGGCCAGAGACCAGCCAGCGCCUGCUCUGGGGAGCCCAGCUCUGCCAGGGGACUAUGUCCCCAGAAGUCCCUUCAGAGGAAUGUCCAGAGAUUGAGCUUGUGGCCUCUGUUCCCAAAUGGGGAGCACAGGUUCUGCCUGGAAGAACGGAUUCACCAACCUUCUGUCCCUCUGGGCAGCAUCCCUGUCUUCUAUCCUCCCACCUGGCCACUCUCUCUGAGGCCAGGCCAGUCCCUCUGUCCUCUCUCCAUUGUGUUCCCCAAGGGCCUAGGGACAGAGUGACCCUCAGGUUCUGUCCUGGGGGAAGGCAGGCCUAGCUCUGCUUGCCCUUGACUUUUGCUCUAGCCUGGAGGAUGCAGAGAAUGGGAGGUGACAUUCUCCAGGGCCAGGAUCCUGGGAGGGGUGAGGAAGUUCCAGCCCUGAAGGCCCCUGGGAGCCUCCUGUAGCUGAGCCCCAGCACCCCCCCCCCCAUCAUGGUUAGAUGGUGCUGCCCUCCCUCUGCCUUGGUCAGGCCUCAGCGGGGAGUCCUCUGGCUCUGCCCCUGGAACAGCCUCCCGUCGCUGAUGUCCAGAGGCUGAGCCUCUGGUCUCCAGCUCUGCUCUCCAGGAAGCUCCGAGAGCCCAGUUCUCUCCCCUGCAGGGCAGGAGGACGGUGGCCUUGGGGCACCACCUGUGGGAAGACCAGGAAGAGGUGAGGCCCCACCAGGGCCACCCAGUGGGAACCCCAGCUAGAACCCAGACCCGAGGGGACUGGAUGCUUAUCACCCAGAUCACGGUUUCCAGGGAGCCUCGCCCUUCAAGAGCUCGGCCAGAGGAGGCCCUGGUGGCCAUGGGCUGCUUGACCCCCAGCCAUGCUUCCCUCUCCUCCCCAAGCUUGGGGCCUUCCCUGGGAGGUCUGAGUCAGGAGCAGAGAAAGUCUUGUGUGCCAGUGGGUGGGUCUGGGCCAGGAGCCCCCAGUCCCCAGGGGUGCGGUUCUAGAGCCUGUCGGGUCGAAGAAGCCCCGUGUUGGGGUGGGAGGGGAGCAGGAGCCAGUGAUAUUGGGACCCUCAGCUAUUUGGGGGGAAAACAGAAAUAAAGUUGGGUGCUUGCUGCAUAAGCCAUGCUGUGCUGAUCACCCCACGUGUGUGGGAACCGUCAACCCUCCUGGCUGCCCUGGGAGGGACGGUGGUGGGGUUGACCCACUUUCCAGAGGAGGAAAAUCUUCCGAAGGCUGUGGACCUGCUCAGGGAGGCGCACAGAGGAAGCAGCUGGAGGAUGAGGCUUGGCCUCCAGUUCUGGGGAGAACUUGGAUGUGGCCAGACUCCUGGAGUGGUCAGUGCUGAGACUGUACCGGGGGACAUAGGGCCAUGCUCAUGGACCUUUGCAGCCUCUGUCCCCAGUCUAUCUUGGGGGUUUCAGUCUAGAGUUCCCUAAAA